This is a messenger RNA of Fusarium odoratissimum NRRL 54006, 5219 nucleotides long. RefSeq lists its product as uncharacterized. NCBI's taxonomy places the organism in Eukaryota, Fungi, Ascomycota, Sordariomycetes, Hypocreales, Nectriaceae. The record is from RefSeq and is a predicted model, not a curated record. Gene Ontology annotation, biological process: cytoplasmic stress granule assembly. Bases 1365 to 4115 code for a protein of 916 amino acids. Gene Ontology annotation, molecular function: RNA binding. The transcript has 4 exons. Gene Ontology annotation, cellular component: cytoplasmic stress granule.
CUUAGGUUAGGGAAACCACUCACAAGGCACAGCUUUCGAGAGCGACCCACAGAAUUGUCAACUGUACCUACAGGCAUUCAGACACACGACACUGGCCAAACAUGACACUCACGACAGUAAAAGAUUAAGCAGGGGACCCAUUACCGGGAGGAAACAGCCUUUCCGCGGCUGUCUGUCCCUGAGCAAACUAAAAGAGAGGGUUCUGGUCCAGCAGAACAGCAACAGAGGAGGCGGCUUACCUGUAUACCUUAAGUAAGUACUACCCUUUGACCCUCCAUUAAGGUACUGCCACUGUGACCUGACCUCCACUUACUGUGUUGUUCUGUCCUGUACUGUGCCAUCCCCUUAGGUAGGUACCUCGCGGAGUGAAGGUUCAGUCCCCAAGCCUCAACCACCAAUUCGACUACCACCAAAUCCUCGUCGCUCAUCGUCUCGACUCUCCCUUCCAACCACGACUCAAACCCUCCUUUUCCGCAUUCGCUCCAUGCUCUUAUUGCCCAUUGCAAGGCAAUUUUAACGGCACGCGAGCUGGACGACGCUCUAGAUCAUUGUAUCUGGGUUUUUUUUUUCUGUCUCUAGAGACCUCGCGAGGUAAAGCCACUCGAAGCCCCUCGUCUUUAACUUUCUUCGCCCGUUUUCCUGACAGCGUUUUCGUUGGAGCCGCCUUUUCGCUUCUCCUCACACAACUGCUCGGCUUGGCCUCCCUACUAUUUCGCUCUCUCUUUUUUUAUUUUUUUAUUUUUUAACUCCCAAGCACACAACGCUCACCGGAAUUCUAUCUAGUGGAUCAGAAACGGCUCUACAUAUGAAUGUAUGCAUACAGUUACUAACCUUCUCAGCAUUGAGUCAGAAGUGAGCGUUUGGCAAGUUUACUAUAGCUUUGGCCUUGGCCCAGCAGACUCAGCCCAGCUCCAUAAGGUAGUCACCGUAUCGCCCGACUAUUGUAUUGAUCUCCUCAAGCGUUAUCGCAAAGUAAGUCGUUGCAUUAUACCCAUCUCUCCCCCUCUACCAAGUCGAUUUGGUAUUUCCCCUUAUCGAGCAUCCCCAAACCCCACGAUUGUCGUGUAAUCCACUGUCGUCACGUCAUAGUAUCAGGACGUGGCCUCUAAUGAUACACUGCUGAGCUCUUUUCUCCCUGCCAUUUACGUCUGAGCAGAGAGACUUCAUAGCCCUUGGAAGGCUAACAUCUGCGUCUAUUUAGAAUCACGAAGUCGCUUCCCGUCCUUCUGCGAUCCCAAACGAAACACCCACAAUCAUCCCACAUCGUCACUUGAGCUUCUUUCUGGUUACCUGAAUGGUGGCCGAGCUUCGUAAAACUUGACUCUCUUUUAAGAAUUUACAUAACGACUGGAGCAUUUUUGAAUAUGCCCGUUCCGAAGAAGGAUGGAAUAGCUGGUGGGGGGUCUGGGGGCAAACAAAAUGGAGGCCGGGCUGCAUUCCGAACCGAUACUGCCAUCUCCAAAAAUCGAUUCGGUAACGAGCGGGUUCUUCAACCUUGGGUCCCCGAUUCGAACGAUACCUUCAAUGGCGGCCUUGAGAAGUCUAGUGGUAGCGGUAAUUGGGAUCAGUUCGCCGAGAAUGAGAGGCUCUUUGGAUUGAAAACCAAUUACGAUGAGAACUUCUACACUACCGCUAUUGAUAAGAACCACCCAGAAUACAGAGAGAGGAUAGCUGCAGCAGACAGGAAGGCGCGCGAAAUUGAACGCAGUGCGCCCACUACUGCUCACGUGGCUGAGGAACGUAUCAUGGACUACGUCGGCGGAGAUGAUGGGGGUGAUGAAGAGGACAAAUACAGCGGUGUUCGGCGCCAAGACUUCCCGCCUCUGUCCGCUGGGCGUGAGAACAAGUACACUCCGCCAGCCAAGCGGGCACCCGCGGCUCAAUCUAGUGUCAAAGGUGCCCCUAUUGACCCUGCAAUCAUUUCUUCCCAGAUCAAAGCACCACCCAAGAAGCAGGCUCCGCCAGCCCCUGAAGAGUCCAAAGCUCAGUCCUCCGACGCUAUCAAGAACGGAUCAAUGCCGAAAACUGAUGCGCAGAAAGCUCCGGCAGAGGUCAAGGUCACAGAGCCCUCGAUCAAUGACUCAAAGCCUGCUAAUGGCAAAGCGGCCGAGACCAAGUCAAGCGAUACCGCCAAAGUUGCCCCAGCUCCUGGAAGUCAGGCUGCUCCUGCUCCCAGUGCUACUUCCACAGUCGAACACGAUGUGUUAAAAGAAUUCAAGACAUUUGCUAGCCAGCAACGACAGAACGCCGAGAAGGCUAGAAGCAACAAAGCCAAGCAGGACAAAGAGGUCAAGUUGACAGAGUUAAAGAAGUUUGCCAACUCUUUCAAACUCUCAACUCCAGUCCCUACAGAUUUAGUCUCCAUCAUAGCCAAGGAUCCCCUCAAGCAACAAGAAAUCCAGGCCAAGGCUAUCAAAAAUGCCGAAGAGGUGGCCAAGGCCAAGGCUACUGCCGUGACUAAGGAGAAGGUUGCUCCAUCAAAAGACUCCCAGGCUAAAACCUCUGGUCAAGGUGCACCAGCUACGGCUGGUGCAUCUGCUCCUCCCAGUGAUACCCGAGCAGCCCGUGGUCCUGCCGGUGCUCAGCCUACGCCUGCAGCCGGGGGACAACCUCGUCAUCCUGGUGCUCGCCAGCAGUACGCUCAGCAGCCCUAUCAUGGACAGCAGUAUCGAAACAACCGUCCCCAUGUGCCUCCACAACAACAAACCGGCACUCUGGCCCAGCGAUUACGCAAUGUUGAACAACAAAAAUACUCUCAACCUCCUGCAACCCAUCAGGGACACACUCCUAGUCAGGAAACCCGUGCUCCUCCAACAGGGCCAGCUAGUGGUGUCGAAGCUGGCUAUAACCGACGCCUCAGCGGCAACCCCAGCCAUAUGGGUGCAAAGCUGAACCCGAAUAGCCACGAAUUCAGGCCCAGCCCGUUCGCGGCUGCCUUCAAUCCCAAUAGCCACGCCAGUGCAGCCUCGAGUCCUCGAUCUGCUGCUAACAAUGUCAAUUCCUCAGCAAGCAGUGGCGUUUCCGAUGGUCAGCUCAUCCGCCGUAAGACAAAGGCCAUUGAUGUCAAGAAAUGUUAUAUACUCUCUCAUAUCCAGACCUUGACACCCCCUCAAGGGAGAAACUGGGACGAAAACGCCGGCCUGCGCCCUUCCUUCGAUACACUGCCCACCUGGCGGCAGCUCCAAGACAAUGAGAAGCCCGAGUCAACGAUGCAUUUGACUUACAAGGAAUACUUCGAACGCCAGCCAUUUGGCGGUCCUGCGUUGGCUACCCCAAACCCUCAACAUGUUGUUCCUCAGAUUCCACAUCAACAUCAACUACCAUUCCACCUCCAGCAGGGCGCGCACAACAUGGCUCCUAGGGGCUCGCCUCAUAUGCCUCCCAUGCAGAUGCACACACCUCAGCAUGGUCAUGUUCCCCAUCCGCCAUAUGGAAACGACGAUCACCGCAUGAUGCACUCAAACUCGGCUCAGUCUUUUGCUUCACCCCGCCUCAGCAACGUGCCUGUAGCUUACAAUUCUCCGCAAGUACCAUACAACCAGGCAGUAUUCAUGGGACCUGGCACGCCUCAGAUGAAUCAAUUCCGCAAUUUCUCUAAUAAUCAUCAAUAUAUGGCUCCCCAGCAGGGUCAGAUGGGUGGCCCGAUGAUGAUGCCGCAGCAGUUUAUACCUGGACCUCAAGGAAUGGUUCCUGGCCCGCAGAUGAUGUAUCCUGGAGGACACCCGCAAUUCAUGCCCCCUUCUGGACCUCAGCCAGUCCCUGGUAUUAAUGGCUAUCCCAGCCCUGGUCGUCCCGCGGCGCCGAUGAUGGCGCAUCAGGGGUCACAACAAGGACAGCCCAUGUAUGGAAUGAGCCCCAACGUGCAGUACAACCAGCCUGUUUUUAACCCAGGCCAGCAAGGCGGUCCAAUGAGGGGCGGGUAUAGUAGCCCUGUGCCUCAACACUUUGGCACGAGUCCACAGCAGGGCCACCAGUAUGGCGGGCAGCACCGAGGUGGCAGUAACUAUAGCAAGGGAUAUGGCGGCCAAGGAACGCACCAGACGCCCCAAGCUAAUCACGCGGUGCCUGCCGCCAGCCACCCUCGACCUUCAGAGGCUUCAGAGGAAGCCAAAUAAAAUCUGAAACUCAGCAUUGGGUUUCCUCUUCGCCCUCACAUAAAAUAAAGUGCAGCACUUAGCAUGACCUUUCUGGGCGGCAGCCUCACCGAGAUAGACCUUAACGCACUUAUCCCGGAGCCUGAGCUCUUUCAAGACAACAGUGUGUGAAUCAUUGCAUACGAGUUUCAAUAUAGGAAUUUCGUGCGACCUCGCACGACAAAGCUUAGAUGAAAGGGGGCCUAAGCCUCGGAUGGCCUAAGUAUUUGGGCUAGCAAAUACAUCAUUGGGUUAAUGGACGGUGCAGCUCGGUGGAUGGUGUCAGCUGUGGAAGAGAUGAAACGACAUUGAUAUUGUCCAUCUGCUAUCAUGUUGAUUGGAUGGCAAUGGGGUUGGCAAUGCUGUUUGGUUGUAGCUUGGCAACAGUGGACAAAUGGGGCGUCGGAGUGCCCGUCUCUGUUCUCAGUGCUUCCCCGAGCGGACAAGCAUUGAGGAAGCGUAGUCGAACAGGCUGGGCCGGUAGCCUAGUAAACUUGGGUGCGGGGACACCAACACCAAACAUCUGGACUGGCAACCCUCGAAACCUGAGAGGCGACCUGGGCGGUGGUAGGUGAGGCCUAAGGGUGGUUUUCUAUCGCCCAAGUGAGAACGGACGUUUAGUAGGGGAAUGACUCGGUGCAAAUCCGGUUUUAAGCAAAACCCAGAGCUAACUGCAAUGCCACCAUUGAGAGUGUUCCGGUGGUUGCUGAAUAGUUUAUGCCUUCAAAUCUUUGACAGUAUUUGCUAAGAGCAGUGACAAAUGGGGCAGCUAAGGAAUCAGAGUGUGGUCUGGUUGUGAGGAAAGGGGUCGAGCAGUCGAGUUGACAAGAUCAAGCGACGCGACGCAAAGGCAUUCACCCAUCAACCAUUGUCUUACCAUCUACAACGCAGCACAAGUAGCCAGAUGAUAAAAUGAGACAAAGGACUAUGUCCAUGUUGGUUUCACCUGUACAAGCAGCUUGAAGAUGUGUGCGAUAGUGACUGUUUAUUCACCCACCAAGCUGGACAUUAACAACUGUAAUUGUAGAGGGAUACUUUGUAUGCUAGCAAUUGAACGACUUCUCAAUUACAUUGAAUCUUAAGGAC